This is a messenger RNA of Stereum hirsutum FP-91666 SS1, 1970 nucleotides long. Its product is annotated as alcohol oxidase. The transcript is spliced from 18 exons. Gene Ontology annotation, molecular function: oxidoreductase activity, acting on CH-OH group of donors; flavin adenine dinucleotide binding. The record is from RefSeq and is a predicted model, not a curated record. Lineage: Eukaryota; Fungi; Basidiomycota; Agaricomycetes; Russulales; Stereaceae. The coding region runs from base 1 to 1824 and encodes 607 amino acids.
AUGACAGAGAAAAGCGUGCCAGACAGCGAAUACGACAUCCUAAUCGCAGGAGGCCGACUCGCUUCCCACCCCUUUCUGAGGAUACUGAUCCUCGAGGCUGGUCCAUCCACUCGAGAUGAGCCCAAGCAUAUUCAGCCAGGAAGAUACAUCCACAAUCUAGCAGCUAAUUCCGAUGUGAUCAAAUACUAUGCUGGACAGCCUUCUGAGGCUCUAGCAGGACGAACGCCUCUUGUGCCCACGGGACAUUGUCUCGGAGGCGGAUCGAGCGUUAAUCUCAUGAUGUACACUCGAGCGAGUGCCUCUGACUAUGAUGAAUGGGAAACAGUCCAUCAGAAUCCAGGAUGGGGGUCCAAAGACCUCACUCCACUUCUACGGAAGGUCGAAACGUAUCAAGCAGAUCCUAACGCCGCGACCCAUGGCUCCUCGGGGCCUAUCAAAGUCUCUUCCGCUGGCGUAUACUCCAAUGUGGCGCAACAAUUCCUGGACGUUGCGCGAGAGUGGGACUCCGAUCCUGAGCGUGUUGUGGAAGAAGAUUCUGACUCAAACGAUCUUAGUCGGGUGAACGUGUAUUGCAAAUGGCAGAAGUGGAUUGAUGGCCAGUCAGGCAGACGUUCGGACGUCCCACACCACUUCAUUUACAACCAAUCCAACAACCAGAACCUUCACGUCGUGACAGGAGUACACGUCAAACGUAUCCUGUUCGACUCGAAUGGGAGAGCCAGCGCUGUCGAGUUCCAAUGGAAUCCCGCGGUACGCCCCAACGCAGACCCGUCGUUCACCCAGGUCGUCUACGCCACCAAGCAAAUCAUCCUCUCAGCAGGCGCUUUUGGCUCUCCGACCAUCCUGGAGAGGUCAGGUAUCGGCGCACGCAGCAUCCUCGAGAAAAAUGGCGUCACACCUGCGUUUGGCCCAGAAUAUGAGCUCCCUGGGGUAGGGCAGAAUUAUCAAGAUCAUCACUUUUUAUUCUUCCCAUACAAGGCCGCGCCAGAAGCAGAGACGUUGGACGCAAUCGUACGAGGAGAUGAGAAAGCACUCGUAGAGGCCUCCAAGCAAUGGCUCGAGACCGGACAAGGUCCACUCGCAUCGAAUGGCAUAGACGCGGGCAUCAAGUUCCGACCUUCUCGACGCGAAGUGGAGGAGAUUGGACCUGAUUUCAAGUUGCGAUGGGACCAACAUUUCGCGAAUGCGCCCGACAGGCCUGCAUUUAUCUUGGCACCGGAUUCUUUGUUCCUCGGCGAUCCAGCUCUUGUGCAGCCGGGAAAAUACUACUGCAUGGAAUUCUUCACGACCUACCCCAUGUCUAUAGGACACGUUCAUAUCACAUCCCCAGACGACCCGACAGCCCCAAUCAACUUCCGACCCGGCUUCCUAGAGGAUAAGGCAGACGUACAGCUCUUGGUAUGGGCCUACAAGUUCUCUAGAGAAUUAGCCCGCAGAAUGCCCAUCUUUCGAGGAGAAAUCGAGGGAAUGCAUCCCAACUUUGCGGAAGAGAGCGAAGCGCGCGUCGUCGCGGAUGCGGAAACUGCGUUUGGGAUGGAUGAGCCGAGAGUGAAGUAUACAGAGGAAGAUGACGCUGUUGUCGAAGAGUUUGUCAGACGAAAUGCUGCUACAACUUGGCAUUCACUCGGUACCUGCGCUAUGAAACCGCGCGAACAUAACGGCGUCGUAGACAGUAGACUGAAUGUCUAUGGUACAAAAGGUUUCAAGGUCGCCGACAUGUCAAUCUGCCCGAGCAACGUCGGUUCGAACACUUACUCCACCGCGCUGGUCAUCGCGGAGAAGGCUGCCCUCCUCAUCGCGGAAGAAUUGGGGCUUAAUAUAUAGUCGUGGCUUUAUUUCUGUACCAUCCAAAUGUAGUGGGACUGAGAGCCCUUUCGUUCUGUUGGAGAAUUGUGCCGCAGUCUCACUUGUGCUGGCAUUGACCUCAAAGUACGAGCGAUACGCGCUCGUCCCUCCUACCACUCCUAGCG